Dreissena polymorpha is the source of this 1812-nucleotide messenger RNA. RefSeq names its product eukaryotic translation initiation factor 4 gamma 3-like. Gene Ontology annotation, cellular component: eukaryotic translation initiation factor 4F complex. NCBI's taxonomy places the organism in Eukaryota, Metazoa, Mollusca, Bivalvia, Myida, Dreissenidae. The transcript is spliced from 12 exons. The record is from RefSeq and is a predicted model, not a curated record. Bases 1 to 1812 code for a protein of 603 amino acids. Gene Ontology annotation, molecular function: translation initiation factor activity; protein binding; mRNA binding.
AUGCCGAACAACGCGAUACCCCGGCGUGUGGACAACAACCCCAAGACCAUAGACCAGAUACACAAGGAGGUGGAAAAGGAGAACCAAGAGAAAGCCUUCCUAUCCGAACAGGCUCAGAUGCAGAAUAAAUCACAGGGCGGUCGGGGAGGUCGUCGAGGACCGCCGAGUGGUCAGAUGGGAGGCCAGGCUGGCCCUGAUGGCUGGAACAUGGUGGGGGCCCCGCGUACCCCCCUCAAAGUGGACCGCUCCAUCGACGCAUCCAAGAUGAAGAUCUCACGGCAAAAUGUGGAUGACAGUAUACAACUGAGGCCCGGGGGAGGUGCUGGCAGGUUUGCAAGCUGGGGCCGGGGCACUACUCGGGGCACAGCUGGGGGACGUGCUUCCAUGGAGAAGGAGAAACAGCAGCAGAACAAAGCAUUCGCUAACAGGUUCUCUGCACUUAGCAAGCCUGAGGAGGACUCUAGUCGUCGUAUGGGAGGUAGCAGUCCUGCUCGAGGGGACUCCAGGGGGAGCCGCGGAGGCUUCGGUCGACCCAACCUCAGUAUGCAGCUGUCACAGGAGCAGGAGCGCGAGAAGGCUGUAGCUGCUACCAAGGCAAUUGUAGCCAACCAGCACCAGGAGGAGUAUGUGAGCCGAGAGGGGCGGGGCAGGGGUAGAGUCUCCUCCGCCGAGCCACGCCCCACCACAGUAACGCCCCCGCCUGCUGUCGUCCCUAGCAACAACGCCAAGUUGCUCCCACAUGAUGAGAUGGAGAAGAAGACCAAGGCAAUACUUGACAAGUACUUCCAGAUUCAUGAUGUCAAGGAGGCACAGGACUGUGUUAAGGAGAUUUCAGAGGUCAACCACGGCCACUUUGUGAGCUCGGCCAUGAACCACGUGCUGGAGCGCUCUUCGCAGUCUCGCAAGCUGACGGGCUUCCUGCUGCAUUGGCUGGUCAAACAGCAGAUCAUCUCUAUGGAUAGCUACAUCAGCGGGCUGUUGGAGGUGCUGGAGUUUGCAGAGGACCUUGAGAACGACAUUCCCAAGAUCUGGCAGUACUAUGGCGAGAUGAUCAGCCCCAUGAUACAGGACAGCAGCGUGCCCCUGUCCUUCCUGAAGACUGCGGUGGGGCCGCUGUCACAGACCAACAAGGCCGGCGUGCUGCUGGCUGAGAUACUUCAUGAUGCUAGUCAUAGAGAGGGCUACAAGAAAGUUGCUGGUCUGUGGACCUCGUCUGGUCUCACCUGGUCUGACUUCGUUUCCAUGAAUCAGAUAGAGCAAUUCCUGCAAGACAAGGGACUGGAGUUCACAAAGGGAGGUGACAGCGCCCCCUCCACGCCAACCACAGGUCUUCCAAUCCUCCAGAUCUCCGAGAGACUACACGAGCUCAUCGUAGACAAACGGCUCAAUAAUGAGGCUGUGUUUUAUUGGAUAGAGUCUAAUGUGGACGAGCCGACCAUUAAGUCCAAGUUAUUCAUCCGGGCGCUCAUGACUGCUGUGUUAACCAGUGCAAUUAAAGGUGAUAAGGGCAAGGAGAAGUUGGAGCCCAAGGACCUGAGUGCCCGUAGCGAUCUGCUGCAGGCGUACUUGGACCACCAGCCCGAGUUUGAACUGGAGGCAAUGUACGCGCUGCAGGAGCUCAUCACACAUCUCGAACACCCACAGGGUCUACUGCGCGGCAUGUUUGACAUUCUUUACGACGAAGACGUCAUUGCGGAGGACGUGUUUUUGCAAUGGGAGAGGAGUGACGAGGAACCCGAGGGCAAGGGGACAGCCCUAAAACAGGUCGUGCAGUUCUUCAAGUGGCUCAAUGAGGCGGAGGAGGACAGCUGA